Molecule: messenger RNA, 411 nt
Organism: Verticillium nonalfalfae
Lineage: Eukaryota; Fungi; Ascomycota; Sordariomycetes; Glomerellales; Plectosphaerellaceae
Gene: HNT1
Product: hit protein 1
Exons: 6
Coding region: 1-411 (136 amino acids)
Biological process (GO): nucleotide metabolic process
Molecular function (GO): catalytic activity
Source: RefSeq, a predicted model, not a curated record
AUGACCAGCCUCGCUUCUUGUAUCUUCUGCAAAAUCGUCAAGGGAGAAAUACCUUGCUUCAAGCUCUUCGAGAGCGACAAGACGUUGGCGUAUCUAGACAUAAAUCCACUAAGCCGGGGUCAUGCUCUCGUCAUUCCUAAGCAUCAUGGUGCCAAGCUUACCGAUAUUCCUGACGACCACUUGAUGGAGAUUCUGCCCGUCGUCAAGAAGCUGAUUAACGCCACCGGCGCAGUUGAUUACAACAUACUGCAGAACAAUGGCCGCACCGCUCAUCAGAUGGUGGACCACGUCCAUUUCCACAUGAUCCCCAAGCCCAAUGAGACGGAAGGGCUCGGUAUCCGCUGGCCGCAGCAGCAGACUGACAUGGAUAAACUCAAGGCCCUCUUUGAGGAGCUCAAGUCCAAGGUGUAG